Melampsora larici-populina 98AG31 is the source of this 1128-nucleotide messenger RNA. RefSeq lists its product as uncharacterized. Lineage: Eukaryota; Fungi; Basidiomycota; Pucciniomycetes; Pucciniales; Melampsoraceae. The transcript has 8 exons. The record is from RefSeq and is a predicted model, not a curated record. Bases 1 to 1128 code for a protein of 375 amino acids.
AUGGGCUCCCCCACUCCAGAGCGUGAUGAUCUCACCACUGAGCCAGUCACUUCGCGAACUCUUUCUUUGGAAGAGUUGAACCUGUUCAACACGCUGGCCUUGAAUGCUGGGUUGGACCCAGUCCAUCGACAGCGCGCGCAACAACACGCUGAGGCAAGUUGUUUUAAUUGCGUUUACGGCAGUAUACCUCAACACAUCGCCCUGGCUGUAGUCCACGCCAAAACUCAGCUCGAAGUGUCCAGCUUGGCUCAAAAGAUGGACACCAUCACUGAGAAGCUUGACCAGCUCCUCAGUACGGUCGCGGCCCAACAAGGAGCCGCGCCUCAAGGCAACGCACCCAUCGCUCCUGCGACGGUUGCGUGGGCUUGCUCUCCAGCACUCCACGAUUUGAUCCAUUCCCUAGCGAAUAGGCUCAUCCUAAGCCCUAACGUUCAAUCUUAUACGGCUGUUGAGAUGGACAAUGUUUGGCUGUCUCAAUCGCUCUUCAGCUCGAUCAAAGUGAGUGAAACUUCUACACCAAAUGUGAUUCUUCUUGCUCAAUUCGAGAUGCAACCAGCUGAAUGGUUGGAAGAGCACCUCCCACACCACGACCACGGUAUUCAAGAUGUGGUCGGCACCCGUGUUUACAACACAUGCAUCCGAAACGCGUGCAAGCAUGCACGCGAAAAACUACACAAUCUGCUUUUGGUCGGAAUUUAUGACGUCAAAACUGGCGAAGUCCUUGACGUGCCUGUGCCCAACCUUAAGUCGCUCUGGUACAGAUUGACAGUUACGCACAUACAGAUUGCACACCGGUUUUCGAUCGCUGGGCAGCAUGCCGAUGCAAACUCCUUAUGGGCCAAUACUGAUUCGCCCACAUGGGCCCGAAUGGCCUACCUCCGUUGCGAGGCAGUUCGAAUUUACCAGAUUGGCAGAGGGUCAAGCUCAAUUUGGGCGUGCGCUGACACCCUACUGAACAAGUUGCGCCUCAAGGGCGAUGACUACACUGCCGCGUUUUUGAAAGUGGUAUACAAUCAAGACGCUGAAGCCUUCAACUUCAUGAACUUCUUCCAAGACCUCACAGUACAAUGCAAUUUCAAGUUGCCAUCUGAUGAAGAGGUCGAAGCUGCCAUUGAACCGAUGGAGUAA